Messenger RNA from Tyto alba (common barn owl), 4098 nucleotides. It is a transcript of the gene RSAD2, whose product is annotated as radical S-adenosyl methionine domain containing 2. The record is from RefSeq and is a predicted model, not a curated record. NCBI's taxonomy places the organism in Eukaryota, Metazoa, Chordata, Aves, Strigiformes, Tytonidae. Gene Ontology annotation, molecular function: catalytic activity; 4 iron, 4 sulfur cluster binding. The coding region runs from base 1 to 1062 and encodes 353 amino acids. Gene Ontology annotation, biological process: defense response to virus; positive regulation of immune response. Gene Ontology annotation, cellular component: endoplasmic reticulum membrane; endoplasmic reticulum; mitochondrion. The transcript has 6 exons.
AUGCCGCUGGCCCUGCUGGUGCGGCUGCCGCUGGCGGUGGCGCGGGCGGUGCUGGCGGCACUGGGCGGGCGGCUGGGCGCGCUGUGCUGGAGCCUGGCUCCCCUCUCCCUGCCCCUGCCCGGCUGGCGCCGGGUCUCGGCCCCCAGCCCGGCGGGACCCCGGCGGGAGCGGGACGGCGCGGCCCCGACGCCCACCAGCGUCAACUACCACUUCACCCGCCAGUGCAACUACAAGUGCGGCUUCUGCUUCCACACGGCCAAGACCUCCUUCGUGCUGCCCCUGGAGGAGGCCAAGCGGGGGCUGGCGAUGCUCAAGGAGGCGGGAAUGGAGAAAAUAAACUUCUCCGGAGGAGAACCCUUUCUUCAGGACAGAGGCGAAUUUGUAGGCAAACUGGUCCAGUUUUGCAAGCAGGAGUUGAAGCUACCAAGUGUCAGCAUCGUUAGCAACGGCAGCCUGAUUAGAGAACGGUGGUUCAAGAAGUAUGGUGAAUAUUUAGACAUUCUAGCCAUUUCAUGUGAUAGUUUUGAUGAGGAUGUCAACGUUUUAAUUGGCCGUGGUCAAGGAAAGAAGAACCAUGUGGAAAAUCUGCAUAAACUGAGACAGUGGUGCCGAGACUAUGCUGUUGCUUUUAAAAUAAAUUCAGUGAUCAACAGAUUUAAUGUUGAGGAAGAUAUGAAUGAGCAGAUCAAGGCACUCAACCCCGUGCGCUGGAAGGUAUUCCAGUGCCUGCUCAUUGAAGGGGAGAACACUGGUGAGGAUGCUCUGAGAGAAGCAGAGAAAUUUGUUAUCAGCGAUGCAGACUUCGAACAAUUCCUGGAUCGCCACAAAGAUGUCCCCUGUUUGGUACCUGAAUCCAAUCAGAAGAUGAGGGAUUCCUACCUCAUUCUGGAUGAAUAUAUGCGUUUUCUAAACUGCAGAAAUGGACGGAAAGAGCCUUCCAAGUCUAUCCUAGACGUUGGCAUAGAAGCAGCUAUACAGUUCAGUGGAUUUGAUGAGAAGAUGUUCCUAAAAAGAGGAGGAAAGUAUGUGUGGAGUAAAGCAGACAUGAAACUGGACUGGUAACUCAAUAUACUGAGCUAGGGCAGGUGCAUUAUGUAAAGAAAAUGGGUGUGUAUAUAUGUAUCUAAUGCUUUUAACUACACUUGAUGUAUUAUACAAACUGAUGUUCAGUAUAACUCUAUAUGUGAAUGUGUUACAUGUCCAUUGUAUGAAAGACUUAAGGGCAAACCAUUAAUAUAAUGCCACAUAGGAAAAGUUUUUAAGUUAAUACGUAAGUGUGCAUGCCAGAAGACAAACCAAAACCCACCCCAGUCUUUAAUUCGUUAUAAACAGCUGUAAUGAUGUGUAAGUGGAAAAACUCUUACCAGUGAACGUAUUCUGCCUCUUUGCUAUGGAAAGGUAGAUUGCAGUUCCUUACUAGAUCACAAGAGGGCCAGCUGGCAGUCCUUUGGAAGCAGCCCUCGCCUUUUUCAGGGGUAAUAGAGGGUCAGAAUCUAGGAAUCAUUAUCUGCAAUAGCAUAUUUAAAAGGAAAUCAAGAUGAAAAAUUUGGCAAUUUUCAUUCUUUAAGACUUAACUGUAAAAGCAUCUGUUGUUCUACUCCCUCUCCUCCAUAUACACAAAUGAUAUUUGCAAAAAUGUUGGGGAUGUAAUUUUCUGUGAAAAUGUUUUUAGUAUGAAAGAAUAUUAUAUUUCUCCUAAAACAUAAAAGUGCAUUUUACCCAAUGACAGGCAACUUCUUAUUUCAUAUUGGCAAUGGCUCUUUAGUUCUAACAAAUAUUUACAGUGAAAACAAUGUUUGCAUUUUACUAAUAACUUCCUCCAUUUUCCUUUUAUCUGUGAAUAUAGAUUUAUUAAUUUUACCAUGUUUUUCUCUCCCCAUGCAUACAGUUCUGAUUAAGAUUCCUUCUGAAAUUAAUUAAUACUAUGUGUCAUACUUAACAUUUAUCUUCUGUUUCAUUCCGGCUGUGUUAUUCGCAUGCUUUUUCUUUUGCUAAGCCACGGAAUUACAAACAACAAAGUUCAUAUACCUUGUAACCUUGUUUUAAAGGUUGCUUGGCUUAGUAAUCAUUCUUGCUUGCUGGUUACAAAUGUGCAGGUAUUAAGUGAAACUACUAAUUGAGGUUUGUGAUAGCUGUCUCUGAUUUUAAGAGCUAGCAGCAUCAACAAAAAAUAGAGAAAAGUCAAAAAUCCCUGGAAAAACAAUGAUCUAAUAUGCUGCCCUUGUUCUUCGUUUUCUGGCAAUUGUUACAGCUUUAUAAUUGCAGUUUUCCAAAUUUAACUAGUCCCAUCCCCUCCAACCCCACAAAUCUCUGUAUGAAGGGCACGGGGUCAAGCAUUGUACAAAGCAAAAGAGAGUUGACACUACUCAUCCAUCCUGUCCAUUGAACUCAAUGCCUGGACUGUCUCACACACUUAAAUAUUUGCAGCAGUUGGGAGCCAGCAUGCAUGAAAUGUAUGAUGUAGGGAAAAUUACACCUUCUCUCAUUUUUCUGAUAGUGCUAGUUGAUUUUUUUUAAAGAGGUUUUGGAGAGAAAUGUUUUGCCUAACGCAUCUUCAAAGUUGAAGGGGAAAGCCCUUAAGUAGGAGCUGCUAUUUCUGAAUAAAGGAAGGUGCAUUUCCAAAUACACUGUGAAAAUGUUUCCAUUUAUAAUUACUUUGGUUUCUAUUUUUACUGUUCUAACUGUAAGUAUACUGUCUCAGUGGUGCUCUUUUGUUUCUUUGCAUUUCGCAAUCACAACACUUCCUAGACACUUUUCAGUAUUUUUUUUUUCUUGUAUUAAUACUAAGUGACAUUUAAAAUGUGGCCCACACACAUUAACCCCACAGUCUUUUGGCAGCUGUUUCGCUGACCUCAGUUGGAGUUCUGCCUGAGUAGCAACUAUGGGCAGCGCAAAUUUAUGUAACUGUGGGGUUUGACUUCCUCUGCCUUCCCAUUGCUCAAAUGUUAAAUCUAGCCUCUUCCUCAGCAUCUACGCUGCAUGAUAGAAGAAAAGACUUUUCCUUUGCUGCUGGCUCACUCCCAGCAUGGGGAAAGAUUUAGUGCAUCAGUGUACCAGUAAAUCUACUAGCUUGCUGCUUCUGCAGAAAAUGCCAGCUGUAUCACAGCACGCAGAUGUGAGGUACACAAACUCCCAUUCAGAUCCAGAAAUCCUGCCAUUCUUGGCUUUGCAUUUUACUCUGUAAAUGGCUAUUCUUUUCCUGCAAGAGAUCCUCUGUGCCUAUGGAGGAAGCCGCAGGAUAAACAAACUGCAGCUGAAAAUGUGAAAAUCCAGUAAAUAAUGUAAAGACAUUGAAGACAGCUUCAUCAGAAGGUUCUAAGUUCUUCUUAAAAUCUCAAGGAUUUUACAUUGCCUCUUGCCACCAUACAUAACUAAGAAGAAGUUUCUGCUCUGUGUGAUACUCCUUUGCAAAGGAAAUGCCAGUUGCGUACAUUAGAAAUUAAGAACUUGAUACAACACAGUUUGACAGACAAUCAGUGAAGUUAAUGAAUGGCUAUUGGUAUUUUUAUAUGCAGGAGUCAAUGUUUGUGUAAAAUCUCAAAAAUUUUUUUCGCUACAGCCUGCUUUCUUUCUUUUUUUUUUUUUAGUCUGUAAACACAGUUCACAUCAGACCGAAACCGGACCUUAGGCUUUCAUUCUGUAGUUGGGCCUGACUUUCAGCAUGGGACUAGAAAAAAUAAUACUGAAUUCAGUAGGGCUACUCUCAGGCUUAGAGAUUACAUGUACAUUGUGACCCUGAAGAGUCAGGAUUUAAAUUUAAGUCCUGUAAACACAGAUAUGCUUAAUUGUAUUUUCAUGUGUAAUCUCACAGUACUGCAGCUAAGCACUUGCUAAAGAUGUUGGAUUGGGAAGGAAUUUACACUGUAGUUUUCUAGCAUUAUGCAGCUGUUCCUAUUUGUGAAAUUUGUAGAUAAUGAGCCUUUGGGAGAACGACUUCAGUUAAAAUUAUGAAUAUACCUUGGGUAGUGAGUAAAACUGUCAUUUAAGAUGCAUUUUAAGAUGCCCUCUUUUUCAGUGUGAAGGAUGCUGACAUAUUUGAAUGUUACAAAUGAUGAAUUUUUAAAUGAUACCGUCACACAGUUAGUGCUAAGUGUUUUA